This is a messenger RNA of Vollenhovia emeryi, 1524 nucleotides long. RefSeq lists its product as uncharacterized. Bases 208 to 516 code for a protein of 102 amino acids. The transcript has 3 exons. NCBI's taxonomy places the organism in Eukaryota, Metazoa, Arthropoda, Insecta, Hymenoptera, Formicidae. The record is from RefSeq and is a predicted model, not a curated record.
UUCGAGCGCGCGCGCGUCAAACUUCAUCGCAUCUCAUUUACGUGGUAAAGUGACGAGAGCAGUAAUUAAAAAUGUUUAGCGGAGCGCUCGCUCGCGCCGCGCGGAAACGGUGGGUCGCGUACUCGGAAGGGGACGGACACGAGGCUCGCACACAGAUUUGAGCAUCGUGCCGCCGAGGGUCUACCACGCGCAUGAUUGCCACACAACAUGAAUGUCGGGCAAAAGAGGUCCGAGGCGAAUUCAAGCGGGCGAUAUCGCGAGUCAACGUCGCUGCAAGAUUGCGGCUGCUCGAUUAUCCGGAGCGGUACACUGCUCCACUGCACCGCAGCGAAAGAUUUUCUCGGUAACGGCAGAGUCCGCGGACCUCGUGGCGAUCGCCUUGGGGUUGGGAACCCGCCCAGAGCGCGCACGCGAUAUCCACUACCGGUCGUUUCAGCGACGCUCGUUGCCAGGAUGCCGCCACGGGGAUUCUGGACGAACGGUGAAAGUAUUAAGCGUCCUUUGUGCGAGGAAUGACAUGGUCGCUGUCACGGUGUGUAGCGCGCCGUGGUGCAAUUUGUACCAGUUUGUACGUACGAGCGUUUUUCUCUUUAGUCUACACAUUUUUAAUAACGAGCCACGAAAGAAGCGUUCAGUUAUAUAAUACAAACGCCACGUGUACUCGAAUAAUCCCACGCAUUUGAAUGGAGGUACAAAGUGUAAUUGGAUUCACAUCAGUAAAGACACAUCGAUGAAAUGAGAAACGACGAAUUAUCGUGCUUAUCUAUGAACGCUGGAUAGUCGUCCACGAAUCAUCGCGGGAAAACGCGCGGUUUAUCCUUCGGAGAUGCACUGUCACCUGUUGCACACGCGAUGUACAUGUCUUAUACGCCUUUUUAAAACGUGAUCGAUAGCGAAACGGACGCGUUUUAACAUAAAUUAAUUAUGCAUCGCGACCAAUGCUGCGCCUAAUUGCACGGUACGGUCUGGCGUCGCUCGGUAAACACGAUCACGAAAUCGUUUAUUAUCGAAAUGACACACGCAUUCAGUGCAUUCGUUGCAUAAUACGGCGAUCUUUAAAUAGCACGUAUGUUACAAAUCUCGUUAAGUUGGAUGAAACAUAAGUAACACGCCGCUAAGCUCGGUAAAUCAAGUUAAUCGUCGCGCUCCUAUCCGUGCAAACAUCGCGAGCGUGACUCGGCCGAAGGUGGCAAAGUCGUGAUUCUCCUGAUUUGCAUAAUCAUAUAGCGCAGGUGUUACAUGCACACGGUAUUACGUGCCGAGAUGAUUUUCUAAAUCCUCGAUACGCCGAUACGCGCGCUUGCGAUGAAAUAAAGACAAAGGAUAAAUCUAAACUCGAAGAAGACCGUCCGCGUAAAACUUGCAAUUUUCUUCGUCGAAAAUGUGCGCGCCCUUUCUUUCCAAUUUCUAUAUUUUACUGACCAGGUAACAAUUUCCUCUCUCCCGUAAUACAUAAUGUUUGUUUCUUUGUUUUACAGCUUUUAUUGCUAUUAAAAGUACUGUUCUGUGUGCAAUUAAAUGCAA